This is a messenger RNA of Sesamum indicum (sesame), 4075 nucleotides long. Its product is annotated as putative LRR receptor-like serine/threonine-protein kinase IRK. NCBI's taxonomy places the organism in Eukaryota, Viridiplantae, Streptophyta, Magnoliopsida, Lamiales, Pedaliaceae. The record is from RefSeq and is a predicted model, not a curated record. Gene Ontology annotation, molecular function: receptor serine/threonine kinase binding; protein kinase activity; ATP binding. Gene Ontology annotation, biological process: protein phosphorylation.
GCUGCACUCUCUUUCUCUCUCCUCUCUGCAAGAAUAAAGUUUAGAGAGAGAAACUCGGAACAAAUAGAGAGAGAGAGAGAGAGAGAGCGCUUUAAAUGCUUCACUGACUUCCAGUUGCCGGAAACUCUCAUUCCUCGUUCUACAUUUCCCGGCAGAUUUGCCGGAAACUCUUCCUUGAAGCUCCGCCCCGCUUCAGAAGGAAUACUCCGGCGAAUCUUUCUUCACUCAUCUGAGCUCGCUUCCUUUUUCCUCUCAGAUCGAUAUUACCCUUUUAUUUGCUUUUGACUUCGUUAACUCAGCUCGACUCCAAAAGGCAGCUGUUCUCUCCGAGAUUUUUACUUUUAUUUCCCAGUUUCCGUUUCUUUUCUCUGUUCCUCUUCUGUUUUGGCUUUACUUUUUGGUAAAGAUUUUCUACAUUUUAUUUUGCGGGUUUAUGGAAGGUUUCUUUUGCUAAUGUUUCUGGUUUAGUCGGUACUUGGGGGUUUUUGUUACCUAUUCUGGGUUUCUUCAAAAUUUUCUCGUGGCCUCAAUUUCUCGCAGUUAGAGUAAAAAUCUCAAGGCCAUUUAUCUGCAUACGCAUAUUCGUGUGUAUGUGCUCAUAACUUUUGCAAAUUUUUUGAGGAUUUUAUAUGGUGGAGUUUGGUUCUUGAGGGCUUGGUAGAGUUUAAGAAUCAUUUGUAGUUUCAACGCCUAUUCAAAAGUCGUUUUGAUCCGCCAUUGCCCCUGUUUUCCUCAAAAGAGGAAAAGAUUUCUCUUUUUGGUGUUUGUUUAAACGGAGCAAUGUCUUGAGUAGUUGCAUUUUACUGAUUCUUGACAAUGAGAAGCCUACUUUGCGUUUUCUUUUUCAUGUUUUUGUCUCCAUUCUUAGUGAAAUCUUUGAACCCUUCUCUGAAUGAUGAUGUCCUGGGGUUGAUUGUGUUCAAGGCUGACAUUCAAGAUCCUGAUGGCAAAUUAAGUUCUUGGAAUGAAGAAGAUGACAGCCCUUGUAAUAAUUGGGUAGGGGUGAAAUGCAACCCCAGAUCCAAUAGAGUGUCUGACCUUGUUCUUGAUGGCUUUGGCCUUUCAGGAAAACUUGGCAGAGGACUCCUUCAACUGCAGUUCCUGCGAAAACUGUCGCUUGCCAAAAAUAAUCUUACAGGAAGCAUAAGCCUCAGCUUUUCUGAGCUCUCUGAUCUGAGGGUCCUUGACUUGAGUGAGAAUGGCUUCUCGGGUUCUAUUCCAAGUGAUUUCUUUAGCCAAUGUGGGUCUUUGAGAUCUAUUUCUUUGGCUAAAAACAGAUUCUCAGGCCCAAUUCCUGAGAGUUUAGGCUCCUGCUCGACUCUUGCUGCGCUUAACUUAUCAGGCAAUCAGUUUUCGGGGUCAUUGCCUUUCCAACUCUGGUCACUGUCUGGGCUUCGAGCACUUGAUUUAUCUGAUAAUUUGUUGGAUGGUGAAAUCCCUAAGGGCAUUGAAGCUUUGAACAAUUUGAGGGCAAUAAGUUUGAGAAACAAUCAGCUUACUGGCGAAGUGCCCGAAGGAAUUGGGAAUUGUUUGUUGUUGAGGUCCAUCGAUUUGAGCCAGAAUUUGCUUUCUGGAGGGCUUCCAAGCACAAUGCAGAAGCUCUCCUUGUGCAAUGAUCUAGUUUUAGGCAACAAUGGAUUCAUAGGCGAGGUGCCUCAAUGGAUUGGAGAUAUGAGAAGCCUUGUGACCCUUGAUCUUUCUGAAAACAACUUCACUGGCCAAGUUCCUGAUUCUCUUGGGAAGCUUCGAUCUGUGAAGAUUUUUAAUGUAUCCAAGAAUGCCCUCACUGGAAGCUUGCCUGAGGCUAUGAGCAAUUGUGUAAAUCUUCUAGCUUUUGAUAUUAGUCAUAAUUCUUUGACAGGUAAUCUUCCUUCUUGGGUAUUCAAACUUGGUUUACAGCAAGUUCUGUUGUCGGAUAACGGGUUAAGUGGGAGCAUAGAUGAUGCUUUGGCUUCGUCGAAGGAGAAUUCACGCACGAAGCUUUUGAUUUUGGAUAUCUCCCAAAAUAAGCUAUCUGGUGAAAUCCCAUCUACUGUGGGGGAUUUGGGCAGCUUGCAGCUGCUGAAUAUGUCGAGGAACUCAUUUGUGGGCACUAUUCCCGCAAGAAUUGGACAACUGAAGAGCUUAAGUAUUCUGGAUUUUAGCGAGAAUCAGUUAAAUGGCAGCAUUCCUUCAGAGAUUGGAUUACUCAAGUCUCUUAAUGAAUUGAGCUUGGAGAAGAACUCAUUGUGGGGUAACAUUCCUACCUCAAUUGGAAAUUGUGCUGGACUUAUAUCCCUGUGUCUUGCCCAUAAUGAAAUAACUGGUUCUAUUCCUGCAUCUCUUGCAAAGCUUACUUACCUUACAGUUGUAGACUUCUCGUUCAAUAGAUUGACAGGAGCUAUACCAAAGCAGCUGGCCAAUCUUGCAAGCCUUCAGUUGUUUAACAUCUCGCAUAACCAGCUACAAGGUGAACUCCCAGCUGGUGCUUUUUUCAACACUAUUGAUCCAUCUUCUCUAUUUGGGAAUCCAUCUCUUUGUGGGGCGGUAGUGAAUAGAAGUUGUCCUACAGUCCUUCCCAAACCAAUUGUACUCAAUCCGAACUCUACUGAUGCCACGCCUAGUACCAUCACACAAAGUCUUGGUCGUGGGAAGAAAAUUCUCAGCAUUUCGGCACUAAUUGCUAUAGGUGCAGCCGCUGCAAUCGUCAUCGGUGUAAUUGCUAUCACUGUGCUUAAUCUUCGUGUACGUGCUGCUACGUCUCGGUCUGCUGUAGCUCUUAAUUUUUCUGGUGCUGAUGAUUUCAGCCAUUCACCAUCUACAGACGGUGAUUCAGGGAAGCUUGUCAUGUUUUCAGGCGAUCCCGAUUUUAGUACUGCAACACAUGCACUUCUCAACAAAGAUUGCGAGCUUGGUCGUGGGGGUUUCGGGGCUGUGUAUCGGACUAUUCUUGGAGACGGGCGUUCGGUUGCCAUCAAGAAGCUCACUGUUUCAAGUCUUGUCAAGUCUCAAGAAGAUUUUGAAAGGGAAGUCAAGAAGUUGGGCAAAGUUCAUCACAGUAAUCUCGUGGCACUCCAUGGUUAUUACUGGACCCCAUCUCUUCAGCUUCUCAUAUACGAAUUCGUCUCUGGUGGGAACUUGUACAAGCAUCUCCAUGAAGGAUCUGCAGAAAGCUACCUGUCAUGGAAUGAAAGAUUCAACAUUAUUCUUGGGGCAGCUAAAGGCUUGGCUCACUUGCACCAAAUGAAUGUCAUCCACUACAACUUAAAAUCGAGCAACAUCUUGAUCGACAGCUCGGGAGAACCUAAGGUUGCCGAUUACGGUUUAGCCAAACUCCUACCGAUGCUAGAUCGUUACGUACUGAGCAGCAAGAUUCAGAGUGCGCUCGGUUACAUGGCACCUGAAUUUGCAUGCAAAACUGUUAAGAUAACUGAAAAAUGCGAUGUCUAUGGAUUUGGCAUUUUGGUUCUAGAGGUCGUCACAGGGAAGAGGCCUGUCGAGUACAUGGAGGAUGAUGUCGUUGUGCUGUCGGACAUGGUAAGAGGAGCAAUGGAAGAAGGCAAAGUUGAGGACUGUGUCGACGCUCGGUUCCUGGGAAAGUUCCCUGUCGAUGAGGCAAUUCCGGUGAUAAAACUAGGCCUAAUCUGCACAUCACAAGUGCCGUCGAACCGGCCUGACAUGGCAGAAGUCGUCAACAUACUCGAGCUGAUCAGAUCUCCAUCAGAAAGCCAGGAUGAGUUGGGUGAGUUCAGCUAACUGUUAGGAGCUCAGGAUACAUCCAUUAACACUGGCUGAUCUGGGGAAGAAGAAUCCGGUUCUGUUUUACUCUGUUAGGACUUAGGAGAAGUGAAAUUUUAUUGCUUGCAUUCUUUUGCUUCCAUUUAUGUUGUAUUUCUUGAAAUUUUCAGUCCAUUAGUUUAGUUUCUGUAGUUUCUUGUCCAUGUUGCUACUUGGCUACCGGAUUCCUUUUCACCGGCUUGGAGUUCAGAACCCUGUUGGAAAAUAUUACUGAUUCAUUUGUUGCUUCCUUUACUUACUGCUGUCGUAGCUUAUAAAGCCUCUUAAGACAGUGCUGUUUGAACCUCUUGAGUUAUAA